UUCUAAAAAGAACUUUAUGGCAAGAGAAAUGGUAGGGAGAGCGUUUAAUGGGGUGAAAAAAAAGGGGAGAAAAUUCGUGACCCAAAGUGCUUUUGCUUCUCGAAAACCUACUGUUCAAAGAUAUCCUGCACGGCUACAAUCAAAAUAAGACUUUAAGAAGGAAACUGAAGUCUACUCGUCCAUCUCCGAUUAGUUUUAAAUUUUGUAAAACUUUUGUUAAAAUUAAUGGAGUUAAGAGUACGAGAAAGGAUUUUCAGAUUUCUAAGAAGGCAAUAAGAGCAACUUCUAACUCUAAGCUUAAUCGUAAAGUGAAACAAACUACAUCAAGAAUUAUGAGGAACAAAAUCAACUCUCUUUCACCUCAGAAACGAAAUAUUCUUUCUUUCAUUGCUGGUCAAGCUAUUGAAACAAAUAAGAGAGUUAAGAGACAUAAACAGCUGAACCUUCAGAUGAAGCAGAAAUUUAGAGUUCAAUCACCACCUUCUUCAAACACUAGUAAGCGAAGACAUCAUGAAGAAAUCUUUGAUCCAUCUCCUCCAGUGCUAAAUACUGGUACUCUAAGCCCAAAGUUUAUAACUAAAUUUGAUCAGCUACAUUACAAACUCAAAGACUUGAAAUCAAGCCCUGGGGUGUGUCAAUCCUCAUUCAUGCUUAAUAAGAAAUUAAAAGAGAUUCAUUCUAACAAAGAAGGAAUCCACCCUGAAGGAAAGCUAUUUAAAGUAUUCAAUAACAACUUCAUCAAUGAAGUACGCUUCAAACAAGAGCUUCGGAAGCAUAAACCAUAACUGGAUUUUCUAAAUUUUAA
Messenger RNA from Moneuplotes crassus, 805 nucleotides. The record is from the annotation of a GenBank genome assembly. NCBI's taxonomy places the organism in Eukaryota, Ciliophora, Spirotrichea, Euplotida, Euplotidae.